Nannochloropsis gaditana CCMP526 is the source of this 139-nucleotide messenger RNA. RefSeq lists its product as uncharacterized. The annotation marks the transcript as partial. The record is from RefSeq and is a predicted model, not a curated record. The transcript has 2 exons.
CAAUCCGUCCAAACCUCUGUUGGUCAGAAUGGCUUUCUUACGACAGGGCGCGCAUUUUUUCACGGCCACCACCAGGAGAACAAGGUGGUGUUCAGGGUUAGGCAAAAGCCUGCAGACACAGUGCUUCAGGUCCCCGUCU